AUGAAUCAUGAUGAUGGCAAUAUCAGGUUGUCUCCUCCCGGCCUACCCCGGUCGUGCUCUCCCUCCUCCUCGUCUCCCUCAAUAUCCCAACAAACUUCAACAAUCUACCACAUUUACUUCAAUUCCAUCUCCGAUGUUAACUUCACCAUCACAAAGUCGCCUGAAAAACGCCGCCCCGUUUACCAUGUGCAAAACUCCUACUUCACCCCAGGGACACCAGACAUGACUCUGCAUGCUGGCCCCGACCAGUCAGGACCCAUUCUGGGCUGCUGUAAAUUUGUCCUUUUUUCGACAUGCACGAAAAUUGGCCUGGGUAUCAGUGAGGAGGAUACGAUUUGGGAGGAUCUGGCGUGGGUGAGCAAGGAUCAUUCACGGUACAGAUACGAAAUUGAUUUGGAUAUGAACAUUGGCGACGGGGAUAUAGCCGGUCCCACAUCCUUAUCAGCGGCAAGGUCCGGUGCCCACCGCCGUGCGUUCCUCUGGAAGCCAACACACAGCGUUGGCGUUGAGGAGUCUAUGCCCUCGAAAUUCAGUCCUAGCAAUUAUAAGCUAGUCGACGAAGAGACGGGGGAAGUGGUUGCGGCGUUUGCGAAUAAUAGAUUUAAGAGUUUGGAUGAAUAA
Messenger RNA from Blastomyces gilchristii SLH14081, 621 nucleotides. RefSeq lists its product as uncharacterized. Bases 1 to 621 code for a protein of 206 amino acids. The transcript has 2 exons. Lineage: Eukaryota; Fungi; Ascomycota; Eurotiomycetes; Onygenales; Ajellomycetaceae. The record is from RefSeq and is a predicted model, not a curated record.